Molecule: messenger RNA, 572 nt
Organism: Medioppia subpectinata
Lineage: Eukaryota; Metazoa; Arthropoda; Arachnida; Sarcoptiformes; Oppiidae
Source: the annotation of a GenBank genome assembly
AAUUAAACAGUUUUAAAGAAGUGUUUAAUUCGCGGAAAAAAUAAUUUCGCUUUCAUUUCUUGAAAAUGUUUUCCCUGAAAGUGACGCGACUUCUGCUCCUGUUCUGUCUCACGUUCGCCUUCGCUUCUGGCGCCAAGUCCUUCAUCAAAGGUCUGAUUAUCGGCGGUCUUUUGGGCCACAAGAAGGCCGCGCUGUUGCACGAGAAGGGCGGAGAGGAGCACAAAGAGCACUACGAGAAGGAGUACGUGCCGAUGCCUGUGCACAAGGAGUACAUCCCGGUGCCGAUGCACGACGAGCCCAAAUAUAUCCCCAUUUAUAUUGUUAAGGAAUGCACGAAAAAGAGCGAAAAGUCGUACAGUUUUGACGACUCUUACGACGAAAGCGAUUCGCAUUUCGCGGGAAAUGGAGACAAGUAUUUGGGAGAAGACGACGCGAAGGACUUUGACGGCUACGAGAGCCGCGAGCGACGGGUGACGAAAAUGGACACGAAUUCGCUGAAUAUCGACAUUUCGGCGCAAAAGAACUGAACAUGAUUUUUAAAUAUAUUUAUUUUUGGUAUUUUGUUAACUAAA